AUGCUGGCCUUUGCCGCGACUCUGCAAGCCUCUUGGGAAGCGAUCGGGGCUAGCAUGUCUGCGGGCUUAGAGAAUGGUGGCCCUGUGGCCCUUAUCUACGGGCUGAUCUUGACAAUUAUCGGGUCGCUGGCAAUGGCUCUUUCGCUGGCCGAACUUGCAUCGAUAACCCCUGUGGCUGGAGCUCAGUACCAUUGGACUUACGAUCUUGCUCCGUGCGCUCCUCGAUUCCUGAGCUUUAUGCAAGGUAAGAUUCAUACUUCUAUCUUUGCUUGGUGGGCCAAUACCGCCACCUCGCCUUUUUUGAUUGGAACCCAAAUUAAGGCCCUUGCGGUCCAGAGCAACCCGAGCUAUAUCCCCAAGCCCUGGCAUACCACCUUGAUUAUAUGGGCGGUAUUGUUGAUCCCUUUGGCCGUGAACAUCUACGGUCGCCGUCUGCUGCCCGCCGUGGAAGUGAUCGGUGGCAUUAUUCAUAUCGUGUUUUCCCCUGCUGUCCUGAUUACUUUAGUUGUGCUGGGCCCUCGCAACUCUUCGGAGUUCGUUUGGACCUACUUUGAGAACUCCACCAGCGGCUGGCAAAAUGAUGGCGUCAUUUGGUCGAUUGGUCUCUUGACUGCAGUCUAUACAUUCAGUGGUUUCGACGGGGUGGUUCAUAUGGCAGAGGAAGUUAAGGAUGCCCGUCGGACAGUUCCCCGAUCCAUGGUCUACAGCGUCCUGAUCAAUGGCAUAGUUGCCUUGGGAUUCACCAUCGGUCUUUUGUACACCAUGGGUAGCGUAGAGGACGCUCUCAAUACUCCGACCGGCUAUCCACUCCUUGAGAUCUUGUAUGCAGCCACGAAGUCGAAUGCAGCUGCUUCGGGAAUGUUGAUGAUGUUCAUAUUGCCGGGGUUUGUGGCCUUGCUCAAUGGGCUGGCCUCGGUGACCCGGCUGACCUGGGCGUUUGCCCGCGACGAAGGUCUCCCAUUUUCCAGUUACUUUGUACAUAUCUCCUCCUGGCACAAAAUUCCCCUGCGCGCUCUUUUUCUAGUCUCAUCCAGUAUCGUGCUUCUUGCCUUGAUCAACAUCGGCUCCACUACGGCCUUCAAUGCGCUCCUGUCUCUGACAACUCUGGGCCAGUAUAUCUCUUAUCUCAUUCCCAUCACUUUCCUCCUAAUUAAGCGCAUCCGCGCACCGCAAGAAGUGCGUUGGGGCUCAUUCCGAUUGGGGCUUUGGGGGAUCCCGCUCAACAUUUUCGUCAUCAUGUACGGAAUAUACAUUAUCAUCUUCCUCCCAUUUCCCCCGAGAUACCCUGUGACAGCGAAGAACAUGAAUUAUGCUGCGCCUGUCUUUUUGGCGGUGAUUUUCUUCGCUAUUAUCGAUUGGUUUGUCCGGGGCCACAAACGCUGGCAGGGUCCCAGAAUCAAGGUGACAGCAGAUUAG
This is a messenger RNA of Aspergillus pseudonomiae, 1416 nucleotides long. Its product is annotated as putative amino acid permease. Gene Ontology annotation, biological process: transmembrane transport. The record is from RefSeq and is a predicted model, not a curated record. Gene Ontology annotation, cellular component: membrane. The transcript is spliced from 4 exons. Lineage: Eukaryota; Fungi; Ascomycota; Eurotiomycetes; Eurotiales; Aspergillaceae. Gene Ontology annotation, molecular function: transmembrane transporter activity. The coding region runs from base 1 to 1416 and encodes 471 amino acids.